AUGGCGCCGCAGCCAGACCUCCAGCAAACUGCUGCAGCAGCAGCAGCAGCAGCAACAGCAGCUCUAUCGGCUCCUGCAAGGAGCAGCAGCAGCAACAGCAGCAGCAACAGAGACACAACUAGCAGCAGCAACAACAGCAGCAUCAGCAGCAACUGUUUGAAAGGAGACAGUAUAUUAACACCAGAUAAAUCUGUCUCUGUCUCUGUCUCCUCACCCACAGAUUUGGGGGGUAUUGGCUUUGCUGCGGAUGGCAUUGAGGGUGCAGCAGUUCCUUCUGCAUGCGAGUCUGCUGCAGCAGCAACAGCAGCAACAGCAGCAGCAGCAGCAGCAGCUGCUGCUGCUGCUGCUGCACCUGCUGCAGCAAGUGUAGGAGACAGUCUCUGUUUAAGCCCCUUUUUAGAUCGUUAUGCUUUGCCUGGAGGAGACAGCGCAUGCAAAGAAGAAAGCCCCAAACCUUCUCCCUCUUGCUGCAUGCAUGCACAGGGGUCCUUAGAUGUUAAAGCAGAAGACGAUGGUCUCUUGCCCCCUGCUGCUGCUGCUGCUACCUCUGCUGCUGCUGCUGCUGCUGCUGCUGCUGCUGGUGGUGGUUCUAGGGGUCUACCUGAGGCCCUACCUAUUGGAGCAGCAGCAAACAAGGGGCCCCCGGGGGGCCCCCAAAGAGACAGUGCCCUAGCUCUUGCUGCAUUGAACUCUCCUACUGCAGCACAUGCUGCUAGCUCAACAGCAGCAACAACACCGCUAGCAGCAGAAGCAGCAGACUUGCUGCCUGCUGCACACAGUCCUUCAUCAGCACCUCCUGGGGGAGGAACCGAAACAGAACCACCUCCUGUUGCUGCACCUUCUGCUGCUGCUGCUGCUGCUGCUGCUACUCCUCCUCCUCCUGCAGCAGCUGCAGCAGCAGCAGCAGCAGCAGCAGCAGCUCCGACGGGUGCAGCAGCAGAGAACAGCGCGUUGGCGUCUACACAGGCCGUGUUAAUAGAGUUGAUUCAGAGUCUAGGAUCUGGCUGCAACAGCAGCAGCAACAGCAGCAGCAACAGCAGCAACAGCAGCAGCAGCAGUUCUGCUGCUGCAGCAGCAUCAAUAGCUAAACAUAUAGAUAGAAUAAGCAGGGCCUCUUCUUUCUCCGAUAUAGAAAGCUAUAUCUCCGCCUUACACAGUUUGCUGCCAGCUGCAUGCAGCCAGGGGCCCCUCACCCCCUCUCACACCCAGCAGCAGCAGCAACAGCAGCAGCAGCAAGGGCAGCAGCAACAGCAGCAAGAGCAGCAGCAAGAGCAGCAGCAAGAACAUCACCAAGACCAGCAACAGCAGCAGCAGCAGCAGCAACAGCAGCAAGAAGAUAAGCUGCUGCAGCUGUUGAAGGGUGUGCAGCAGCAAGCUAUAGAUGAUGCUGUUGCUGCGCUGCAGCUUUUGUAUGAUGCUGCUACCAACACAAAUAAAGAUAUAAAUACACACAAAAAUAUUCACUCUGCUGCUCCUGCUGCUCCACCUGCUGCUGCUGCUGCUGAUGAUGAUCCUGCUGCUGCAGUUGCUGCUGCAGUUGCUGCUGCAGACUCCCCAGCUACCACUGAGGGACCUGCAGCAGCAGCAGCAGCAGCAGCAGCAGCAGCAGCAGCAGCAGGGGGAUUGCGGAGCAGCAGACGGAUGGGAGAGGAGUGCCGAGGGCUGGUGGUUUCGGAGCCACCAGCAGCAGCAGCAGCAGCAGCAACAGCAGCAGCAGCAGCAGCAGCAGCAGCAGCAUCUGUGACAACAACCCCCGUACCUUCUCUUCUAUGCAGCCCCACAGUGCGUUCCCUAGAGACAGCAUCAGAGACAGAGAGAAUGCUGCCUGCUGCUGCUGCUGCUGCUGCUGCUGCUGCUUCUCCUUCUUCUUUAUUGAUUACAAGGGGACUGCAGCGCAGCAGCGGGGACUUUCUAUGUGGCUCUCCUCUCCCCCCCAGUGCUCCCUUUGCUGCUGCCUCUGCUGCUGCUGCUGCUGCUGCUGCUGCUGCUGGAUCGAGCGCAGACAAGCAGCAGCAGCUCGCAGCACCCCUCAGCAGCCUCUCUUCUUUUGCUGCAGCAGCAGAAAAAAAAGGAAACGAAGACACAGCAUCUGAGCUGCUGCGGGUGUUGGGGGCCCAGGCGAUAGCAGACGUUUGCUCUUCUCCGUUGCUGCAGCAGCAGCAGCAACAGCAGCAACAGCAGCAGCAGCAGCAGCAGCAACAGCAGCACAUGCUGCAGCAACAGCUGCAGCAACAGCUGCAGCAACAGCAACAGCAAAUACAGCAGCAACUGCAGCAGCAAUUGCAGCAGCAACUGCAGCAGCAACUCCAAGACAACAGCAGCAUAGCGAGACGCUGUGCUUCCUUCCCUCUUGCUGCUCUUAUGGAUUUUCCUGCUGCUGCUGCUGCCAAGGCUGAAACAGCAGCAGCAGCAGCAACAGCAGCAACAGCAACAACAGCUGCUGCUGCAGCACCGCUGCUGCAACGAAGCUGCAGCAGCAGCUUGUGGGGCUCGGAGUCCGCCUCCCAGGAGUUGUCUGCUGCAGCACUGGAUUUGGCUGCUGCUGCUGCCCCUGCUGCUGCUGCUGCUGCUGGUGGUGCACCAGCAGCAGCAGCAGGAACAGCAGCAGCAGCAGCAGCAGCAGGGGGACCCUCCGUGUGCAGCAGCCCCCUCGGGGGGCUGCUGUCUCCUGCUGCUGCUCCUGCUGUCUCCUUUGCUGCUGCCAGCAGCAGCAGCAGCAGCAGCAGCAGCAGCAGCAGCAGCAGCAGCAGGGUAACAAGACAGGAGGACCUCAAGCAGACCCUGCAACAGCAGCAGCAGCAGCAGCUACUACCUCUACAAGGUAUUGUAGAUACAAAUAUACUGGGGCUCUCGACGCUGCAGCUCAAGCCCCCCCCAUCCCCCCAAAGCUUCAUGGGGGGAGAGGGGGCCCUGCGGGCGCUGACGCUGCUGCAGGAUGUAAAGGGCAGCAGCAGCAGCAGCAGCAGCAGCAGCAGCAGCAGCAGCGGCGGUGGUGGUGGUAUUGCAGCUGCUCAUCCAGGUCUGCCACGCAAGAUUAAAACAAAAAGAAAUGCAGCAGCAGCAGCAGCAGCAGCAGAGUGGAGCUUGUCUGGGGGGGCCCCCGGGGGCCCCCGGGGCCCCACAGGGAGAGGCCGUAACGGGGGUACGAAGGCGAAGGGGGCCCCAGGUACACCUGGGGAUAACCGCAGGAUGACAGCAGCAGCAGCAGCAGCAGCAGCAGCAGGUGCAGCAGCAGCAGCAGCAGGAGCAACAGGGGAGGAGUUGAGGCGUUUGGGUGGCAAGUGUUCUGCUACCAUCAGCAGCAGCAGCAGCAGCAGCAGCAGCACAACCAACAGCAGCAGCACCACGACGACCACAACCACCACCACCACCAACAGCAGCAACAGCAGCAACAACAGCAGCAGCAGCAGCAGCAGCAGCAGCAACAUAGGAGGAAACAUACUAUCUCCGUUAUCUCCUUGUGCAGCAACCUCUCCCUUUCCCUCUCCCCCUCCCCCUCCCCCCUCUCCCUCUCCCUCUCUGCACCCCCCAUCCCCGGCCGCCCCCCCUCACCCGCACCACCCCCACCACCCCCCCCACCACCAGCACCCCCAGCAGCAGCUGCGGCGCAGCAGGGAUCAGGAGUCCGUCAGGGGGGACGUUGGGGGGCACCACCCCCACCACCCCCCCCACCACCAGCACCCCCAGCAGCAGCUGCGGCGAUGCUCCGCUCAAGAAGCAGGCGAAGCAACAGCAGCAGCAACAGCAGCAGCAGCAGCAGGAGGAGAUGCAGCAGCAGCAGCAGCAGCAGCAGGAGGAGCAACAGCAGCAGCAGAAAGAGGAAACGCAUCAUCUCUUGCUGCAGCAGAUGCUCCGCUAGUUAACUCUAUCAAAGCUGCUGUUGCUGCUGCUGCUGCUAGCUACCAAGAGACAGACGAAAACUGCUGCUUGCCGCUGCAGCAGCAGCUCGAUGCAUCCCUGCAUGAUAUGGGGGCCCCCCUGAGCCAGGAGAGCGAGAGGGGGGCCCCCUCUUUCUCUAUACCCACCACCAGCAGCAGCAGCAGCAGCAGCAGCAGCGGCAGCAGCAGCAGCAGCAGUUGCUGCAGCAGCAGCAGCAAAGACAGCAGAGUGUAUCUGGUGGUGGGGGUACGGCAUCAGCAGCAAGUAUGCAGACAGCAGAGUGUAUCUGGUGGUGGGGGUACGGCAUCAGCAGCAAGUGCAGCAGCAGCAGCAGGGGAGACAGCAUCUCCAUGGGGCUGCAGCAGCAAGCAGAACCAGCUAAAACUGCUGCAGCAGCAGCAGCUGCUGCUGCUGCUGCUGCACCGAAAUGUGAAAAUGCAGCAGCAACAGCACCUGCAGCAACAACAGGAGGAAAUUCUGCUUUCUCUGCCUCACCUGAACCUCAUUAUAAACGACUAA
Messenger RNA from Eimeria mitis, 4398 nucleotides. RefSeq lists its product as uncharacterized. The record is from RefSeq and is a predicted model, not a curated record. Lineage: Eukaryota; Apicomplexa; Conoidasida; Eucoccidiorida; Eimeriidae.